CGCGGUGAAGCGCGUAGAAAGUAGAUGCGAAGAGCCCCGCCAUUUAAACCCCACGUCCAAUAUGAUCUCAUUUGCUUCUCCAUUUGUUCUCCAGGCAUCAGACACUGAGCAGGCACCCAAAUAACAAAAGCUCCUUUUUCAUUAACCAGGAACCAGGCUUGUACAUAAAAACACCGCAACUCGCCAAACAUUUAGUCGAUCGUUAAGUGCUCCCGAACCAAUCCACCAUGCCGCCGCCUUCUCAACUCGCCAUCGCAACAGGCUCUGUCAACCGACUCCUCAAAGAGGAGGCUUCAUACCACAAAGAGGUUGAGGAGGAGGAAGCCAAGGUCAAAGCUCUGAAGGAAAAGAUUGAUAGCGGUGCAAACGAGGAUGAGAAUGCUUCGUUCAUGCUCAAACAGCAGCAAACUGCCCUUGAGCAGACAAAGGCCGUAUUCGAACCCCUGCGACAAAAGAUCGCUGUCGCUGUCGAGAAGCUGGAGGAGCAACUCUCUGUGAGCGAAGAGCUGAACGCUCCGGAGGACCAGGUGGUGCAGGCCAAGGAGGCGCUGGUAAAAGCCAAAGCUACCCAAGCCGAUGCUUAAUCGAAUCAUAAAACAGGACAAGGGAAGGAUACUUUACGAUACCACUUAGAAGACACUUGAUAAAAAAAAACGGAAACGCUUCUGGACCUUCAUUUAUGAGGGUAUCUUAAGACAUAGUCGAUAGUACAAACAGCCAAGUGGGAAGCCCUAAUUGUCUACUUCCAUCUUAUCAUCAUUAUUUUCAGGUGGCUCAACUGUCACCUGGGGUGUCAUUCCUCCGUCAUCAUGGGCUCGACUGAACUCAGGCUCCUCCAUGUCAACAUCCUCUCCCGAUUCUGCCUUACGCUCGUCGUGUGGUGGCAUAGGCGAAACAUCCC
Messenger RNA from Fusarium odoratissimum NRRL 54006, 901 nucleotides. RefSeq names its product tubulin binding cofactor A. Gene Ontology annotation, molecular function: beta-tubulin binding. Gene Ontology annotation, cellular component: cytosol; microtubule cytoskeleton. Lineage: Eukaryota; Fungi; Ascomycota; Sordariomycetes; Hypocreales; Nectriaceae. The record is from RefSeq and is a predicted model, not a curated record. The transcript has 2 exons. Bases 228 to 584 code for a protein of 118 amino acids. Gene Ontology annotation, biological process: post-chaperonin tubulin folding pathway; tubulin complex assembly.